Molecule: messenger RNA, 1598 nt
Organism: Salvia miltiorrhiza (redroot sage)
Lineage: Eukaryota; Viridiplantae; Streptophyta; Magnoliopsida; Lamiales; Lamiaceae
Product: BURP domain protein RD22
Exons: 3
Coding region: 414-1433 (339 amino acids)
Source: RefSeq, a predicted model, not a curated record
GGACAUUUAAAUUUUCGCCCCCCCCCCCCCCCCCACCAAACUAUUUAACCAUUAAUUAUACUAUAGUAUAAUCAGUCGAUGCGUGACAGUGUAUGUGCAUAAAUAUAAAGAAUAUUUAUAUCGAUAAUAAUUAUAAAUACAUUUAAGUUUGCAUUAAAUUGUUUCGAUUUAGAGAGGCUUGUGCCGUUGGGAUUAAAUUACUAGUCAUGCUUUUAGGUGGUGACGUGGCGCAGUGAUUUUUUUUUAAUUUUAUUUUUUCUCAUCAUCUACGUAACUAUACGUACAUGUGAGUGUGUGUAUUUAUGAGUUAUAAAUAAGUGUGCAGAUCAUCUCAUUUUCUUCCACGUUGUAGAAGAAGAAGCCCUUUUCAUUGUUUUUGAAUUUUGAGUUGCAAACUUCCACAUUUUGGGAUCAUGGAGUUCAAGAUUCUGCCCUUCAUUGCAUUUCUCUCUGUGGCAAUAGUUGUGAGCCAUGCAGCUUUGCCUUCAGAGGAGUAUUGGAAUUCUGUGUUGCCAAACACUCCCAUGCCUAAAGCUGUAAAAGAAUUGCUGCAGCCAACAUCUGAAUGGCUGGAAGACAAGAGCACAUCCGUCGGAGUAGGCGGCGGCGGAGUGAACGUCAACAACAAUAACAACACCCACGUCAGCGUCGGCGGCAAAGGUGGCGGCGUCACCGUCGGAACACACAACAGAAGGGGCAGACCCGUCUACGUCCGGGUCGCACCCGGACAGAGCCCGUUCAUAUACCAUUAUGCUGCCACCGAGUCUCAGCUGCACGACGACCCCAACGUGGCCCUCUUCUUCUUAGAGAAAGACUUGUAUGCAGGCAACAAGAUGAACCUGCAUUUCUCAAAACCUGCAAACGUCGAGACAUUCCUGCCGCGGCACGUUGCCGACUCGAUCCCCUUCUCCUCGAGCAAGUUGCCGGAGAUCUACAGCGAGUUCUCCGUGAAGCCCGACUCCGAUGAAGCCGAGGCGAUCAAGAAAACCAUCCAAGAAUGCGAGGACACGGAGUUGGUGGGAGAGGAGAGGUUCUGCGCGACUUCCUUGGAGUCGAUGGUCGAUUUCAGCACGUUCGUUUUAGGGAAGGACGCGAGGGCGGUGUCGACCGAGGCCGAGAGCGCGGAGCAGAAAGUGUACCGCAUCGAGGCCGUGACGAGGAUGCCGAGCGACAAGCCGGUAGUGGUGUGCCACAAGCAGGAGUAUGCAUACGCCGUGUUCUACUGCCACAAGACUGAUACCACGGUGGCUUACGGGGUCUCGUUGGUGGGAGCCGGAGGGUCCAAGGCAGAAGCAGUGGCCGUGUGCCAUAGGGACACGUCGGAGUGGAACCCGAAGCACUUGGCUUUCCAGGUGCUCAAGGUGAAGCCCGGGUCUGUCCCAGUCUGCCAUUACCUACCUGAGAAUCACAUUGUGUGGGCUUCAAAGAAUUAGAGAAAUAAGCAUAUGCAUCUAUAUAUACAUGUUAUUUAGUGUGUGUGUGUGUGGAUGUAUUUUAGAAUUCGGAUAUCUACAUAUAUGUAUGAUAUGUGGAUAUAUGUAUCAGACUGUGAGUCUUUCUUUCAUGAUAAUGAAAACCAAAAUAAAUUAUUUUUCCAA